Molecule: messenger RNA, 1555 nt
Organism: Gambusia affinis (western mosquitofish)
Lineage: Eukaryota; Metazoa; Chordata; Actinopteri; Cyprinodontiformes; Poeciliidae
Gene: anxa14
Product: annexin A14
Exons: 11
Coding region: 358-1329 (323 amino acids)
Cellular component (GO): cytoplasm
Molecular function (GO): calcium-dependent phospholipid binding; calcium ion binding
Source: RefSeq, a predicted model, not a curated record
CUACUGAGACAUGAGCAGCAUGCAGGCGGAAGGAUCCAAAUCGGGUCCUUCGUUAUCCAGGGGCAUCUGCAGCCAACGGCAGCAUCACUUCCUGCUCAGAACCGGUCCGUCAGGAUUCCUGUUCAUCCCGGAGCGGAUCGUUUUCCAGCCGGGAGUCCUCACACGGACCAAUGAGCUGCUGACGCUCACAGAAAGCUGAGCUGUGAUUGGUCAGGAGGUCCUGCAGCAGGUGUGUCUCGGAUCCCGGACGGCAGAAAGACGUCCAGUUUCAGGUGAGAGGACACACUGAGGACAGGAGCAGAGGCUUCAGAGAAUUAAAGGUACUGCUGCUGGUUCUGGUUCUGUUCAAGCUCAACCAUGGAUGAAAACUUCUGCUCAGACAUGUGGUGGGGGACGCUCGGCACCAUCCGACCCUUCCCCAACUUCCACCCGGACCGAGACGCGGCGGACAUCCAGGCGGCGCUGGAGAGGAAAGACAUGACAGCUCUGGUGAGGAUCCUGACCAACCGCAACAACGCCCAGAGACAAGCCGUCGCCCAGAGCUUCCAGGACAAAACCAAGCAGGAUCUGAGCGGCGCUCUGAAGAAGGUUCUGUCCGGACAGCUGGAGGAGCUGCUGCUGCAGCUGAUGAUGCCGCCGGAGCAGCUGGAGGCCCAGCGGCUGAGGGCGGCCAUGGCGGGUCUGGGCACCGAUGAGGAAACUCUGCUGGAGAUUCUGUGUUCCCGCUCCAGGAAGACGCUGCAGGAAGUGGCUGCGGUCUACAGGCAGAUGUAUAAGAAGGAUCUGGAGAAGGAGCUGAAAGCAGAAACCAGUGGAGACUUCGGCCGGCUGGUUGUGGCUCUGCUGAAUAAAGCCGUUACUGCAAGCUCUGUCCAGAGAGACGUUCAGGCUCUCGCUGCGUCUCUCAGUGAGAAGAAAGCAGAAGCCGGACCCUGGAUCAGCAUCUUGACGUCCAGAGACUCGGAUCACCUGGAUAAAGUGUUGAUGGAGCUGGAGCUGGAGACGGGGCAGACGGUGGAUCAGCUGGUGGAGAAACGCUUCUCAGGAGACUUCCGGCUCGGCCUGAGAGUUUUAGGUGAGUCCCGGGUUAGAGGUUUGCUGAUUGUUGGGCUGAUUGAUCAACUCCUCAUGGUUCUGUGUUUGUGCUGGAACAGUUCAGUGCAUCCAGGACCCCGAGGUCUACCUCGCCCAGAGACUGCUCACCAUGAAGACGUCGCUGGUUCAGGGCAUCAUGGUGUCCCACAGCGAGGAGAACCUGCUGCCGAUCCGCGCGGCGUUCCUCAGGCUCAGCGGAUCGUCUCUCUACUCCACUCUGCAGGAACAUUUUAAAGGGGAGCAGCUGCUGGCUCUGCAGGCCAUCUGUCGGUCUGAAGAUUAAACUGAACCGUCUCUCUAGGAACCUGUUUAUUUCUAUUUCACAUCUUCUUUCCAUUUUAAUGACGUUUCUGACUUUCAUUUGUAACUUAUUAACUUUGUGCUGCUGGAAUAGUUUUGUUCUUUGUUUUAAUGUGUAACAUGAAGACAGAACUCAUUAAAACUUUAACAUGCAAACAAA